This is a messenger RNA of Notothenia coriiceps (black rockcod), 1466 nucleotides long. RefSeq lists its product as uncharacterized. Bases 13 to 819 code for a protein of 268 amino acids. The transcript has 5 exons. Gene Ontology annotation, biological process: immune response-regulating signaling pathway. NCBI's taxonomy places the organism in Eukaryota, Metazoa, Chordata, Actinopteri, Perciformes, Nototheniidae. The record is from RefSeq and is a predicted model, not a curated record.
GGUACGCUUCUAAUGCCCACCCUCACCCUGCUGUCACCGCACACUGUGUUCUCUCCUGGCGAGGCUGUUCGCUUUGGCUGCAGUGUUCUGCUGGGUCACCACCUCAGUGACUUCCACCUGUACAAGCAUGGAGUGUCCACACCGCUGGUCACUCAGAGGGCGGAGCAGGGCCCCACCCCGGUGGAGCUGACCCUGACCGACAUAGAGACUUUCCACCAGGGCAGCUACAGUUGUCGGUACAGGAUCAAGAGCGGCUUCCCCCCUCAGCUGCUCAGCUCUCCACCCAGCAACUCCAUCAACAUCACUGUGGUGGAACUCCUGACUCCCCAACACUGGUUCAACACGUCUACUGAGGCCCCUGCUGGUUCAGUCAUUAAAGGCCACAACUUCAACAUCACCUGCUCCACCCACCAGCAGUACCCUGGAGGUUCCUUCCAGCUGCGUCUGAUUCGCUCCAACGGCACCGUGCGCCAGACCCUCCCUGCCCUCAGCCCCUCCGUCACUUUCACCUUUCCUGACGCCCAGAGCUCCAACGAGGGCUACUACUACUGCCUGUAUCGGGUCCAGAUGGGUGGACGCACCUUCAUCUCCAGAGAAAGCCAGCCCCUGCCUAUAGCCAUCAGAGACCCAGACCCAGUCCUGAGUCCGAUGGUGAUCAGCUGGAUUGUGUCCAGCCUGACUUUUUUGGUGACCGUCGUCGUUAUAAUCAUUGUGGCCAAGGUGCUGUGCAACAAAGAGAAGAAGCCCACUGAACUGGAGCGAGAGACCAGAACCUGUGUGGACAACACUUAUGUUGCCUUAUCAAUUAACAAGCUAUGACGGGGUGUGCUGGCAACAGAACACUAAAGCAGAAUUGCUGAUGAGUGGACGGUCAGAAGGCUCGCGCUGCUUCCAUUGUGGAUUCAUUCGGCAGGAGACGUGACUCACAACCUAAAAGCUCGGUCGGACCCAGUUCAGCAGCGUUUGGAUGAGAAAGUUUUUGCUGGACUCUAACAAAGACCUCACACCAAACGUAAGGCUAGAGAUUCUGCUGGGAAGAAUGGAUAGGAUUGGCUUUUAAGCCUUGCAUUAUGGUAAGAUUUGAACUAUCGACCACAGAAGACUGACUGUAAAUAAGGACUUCCAGUUCAACGUCUGUAGUUUCUGUUAGAUUUCAGCUUCACUCAGAUUUGGCUACUGCCAUGACGCCAGAUGUAUGGGAACUGUGAGAAUGUGACGUUAGUCCCUCAGGUCUGUGUAAUUACCUUGUUUUGUAUUUAUUACCAGGCAACACUAAUAACAGCCUCCACUAGCUAAAUAUGUACUUGCUUCUUCAGAUCAAUGAUCCUUAAAGAAUUAUAAGAUUUUCUUUAUUAUUUCCAAUCCAACCCUACUAUGCAUCUUACGUCAUUUUCAGUUUGUACAUUACUGCACUUAAAGUUGGUGGAUAGAAGCUGUUGUUGAUUAAAAUGCUGCUUUUGUUUGAG